Olea europaea var. sylvestris is the source of this 1377-nucleotide messenger RNA. Its product is annotated as V-type proton ATPase subunit d2. The record is from RefSeq and is a predicted model, not a curated record. The transcript is spliced from 10 exons. Gene Ontology annotation, molecular function: proton-transporting ATPase activity, rotational mechanism. Gene Ontology annotation, biological process: proton transmembrane transport; vacuolar acidification; vacuolar transport. NCBI's taxonomy places the organism in Eukaryota, Viridiplantae, Streptophyta, Magnoliopsida, Lamiales, Oleaceae. Bases 230 to 1285 code for a protein of 351 amino acids. Gene Ontology annotation, cellular component: proton-transporting V-type ATPase, V0 domain; vacuolar proton-transporting V-type ATPase complex.
GGAUCUAAAUGUUGUAUUUGACGAAGUUAGAGAACCUGAUCCUAAUUUUCUCAAACCGAAUUUGUGAUCCAAAUAACAGACCGAUUGAGCUCCAUCUCUGCAAUUCCCCUUCGUCAUUAUUUCUAACCUUUAUCCCUGCCUAAAAGAAUUUCUUUAGAGUUUCCUCGAAGGGGUUUCAUUCAAUUAUUCAUUUUAAUUUCGUUCGAUUCGCUUCGGAUCUGUAGAGAAAAUGUAUGGAUUCGAAGCGCUGACCUUCAACGUCCAUGGAGGGUACCUAGAGGCCAUCGUCCGUGGCUACCGAUCCGGCCUUCUCACCGCUGCCGACUACAAUAACCUCUGCCAGUGCGAAAGCCUCGAAGACAUCAAGAUGCACCUAUCCGCCACUGAGUACGGGCCUUACCUCCAAAAUGAGCCCUCUCCAUUGCAUACAACUACAAUAGUGGAAAAGUGCACUCUUAAACUGGUCGAUGAGUACAAGCAAAUGCUGUGCCAAGCCACAGAACCCCUAUCAACCUUCUUAGAAUAUAUCACAUAUGGUCACAUGAUUGACAAUGUCGUGUUAAUUGUCACUGGAACGUUGCAUGAGAGAGAUGUUCAAGAGUUGUUGGAGAAAUGUCACCCUUUGGGAAUGUUUGACAGCAUUGCUACCCUGGCAGUUGCUCAGAAUAUGAGGGAGCUUUACAGACUGGUGCUUGUUGACACACCUCUUGCACCAUAUUUCUCCGAGUGCAUAACUUCAGAGGAUUUGGAUGACAUGAACAUUGAAAUUAUGAGGAAUACCCUCUACAAAGCAUACCUUCAGGAUUUCUACAGAUUUUGCCAAAAACUUGGCGGCGCCACUUCGGAGAUUAUGUCUGACAUUCUAGCUUUUGAGGCUGAUAGAAGGGCUGUUAAUAUCACCAUAAACAGUAUUGGCACUGAGCUUACACGAGAUGAUCGUAGAAAACUGUACUCUAAUUUUGGCUUACUUUAUCCCUACGGUCACGAGGAACUCGCAAUCUCUGAGGAUAUAGAUCAGGUCCGCGGUGUCAUGGAGAAGUAUCCUCCUUAUCAGUCCAUAUUUUCAAAGUUAUCCUAUGGAGAAAGCCAGAUGCUUGACAAGGCAUUUUACGAAGAGGAGGUGAAACGGCUUUGCUUAGCAUUUGAGCAGCAGUUCCAUUAUGGUGUGUUUUUUGCCUACAUGAGGUUGAGGGAGCAGGAGAUCAGGAACUUGAUGUGGAUAUCUGAAUGUGUUGCUCAGAACCAGAAAUCCAGAGUGCACGAUAGCGUUGUUUUUAUAUUCUAAUUUAUUCAAAACUAUUUUAGAGCUUUACACUCUUUUGUUGUGUGUAAAUUUUGUUGCAUUUUGAAGGGAAUAUUAUGCUGCAUUUUUUUUUA